AUACUCGUCCAACAGGGUAUUAAAUUAAACACACCCCCUUAGUAAUGACACGUCAUUCGCCGAGGACUUGCCACAUACUUGUUUCCGUGAGCCGGCUAGCAUCUGCUGUCACACAAUGAAGGACUUUGGCAUUUUAAAAUGGUAAUGGGGAGACGUGAGGAAAACUGGAUGGAGUGGUCCGAAAGCUGGCGCUUCUUCGCCAAUCCUAGUGACUGAUGGCUUCAAACGAAUGAGACCGAGACACUGAGGACAAUCUUCAUCAUGGGCAGGAUCAGCUUUUCCUGCCUUUUCCCAGCCUCUUGGCAUUUCAGCCUGCCAUCCCAGAUCCUUCCUCGCCUCUUGCUCCCUUCAUUCAGGCAGCUGCUCUUCAUCGGCCUGCUCCUCUUCCUACUGGGAGCGCUUUACCUGUUUUUGGUCACUGGAAAGUUGCCCGGCAGCUGGAUCACAAAGGAAAACAACUUUCACAGGCAUAUAGCACGAGUAACUGACAUGGACAGAACAGAUGCAAGUAAUCCUGACCUGAACUAUGGCUUGGUGGUGGAUUGUGGCAGCAGUGGCUCUAGGGUGUACGUGUACUGCUGGCCCAGUCACAACGGCAAUCCCCACGAGCUCCUGGACAUUCGGCAAAUGAGAGAUCAAAAUCGGAAAUCUGUGAUAAUGAAGAUCAAGCCAGGGAUUUCUAAACUGGCUCAAACACCAGAGAAAGCCAGUGACUACAUCUAUCCACUGCUGAGCUUUGCAGCCGAACACAUUCCCAAAAACAAGCACAUAGAAACACCCCUUUACAUCCUGUGUACAGCUGGAAUGAGAAUUCUACCUGAGAGCCAGCAAGAGGCUAUAUUGGAAGAUCUGCGCACUGACAUCCCGGUCCACUUCAACUUCCUCUUCUCGGAUUCCCACGUUGAAGUAAUUUCCGGAAAACAAGAAGGGGUCUAUGCGUGGAUUGGAAUCAACUUUGUCCUUGGAAAAUUUGAUCAUGCACGCAAUGAUGGCGAAGCUGUUGUAGAGGUCAACGUCCCGGGCAGUGAUCAACAGGAGCGGCUGGUGCGAAAAAGGACUGCUGGUGUUUUGGACAUGGGUGGAGUUUCCACACAGAUAGCAUUUGAAGUGCCCAAAACUGUAAGCUUUGCAUCUCCAGAACAGGAGGAAGUGGCCAAGAAUUUACUGGCGGAAUUUAAUCUGGGAUGUGAUGCCCAUCGCACAGAUCAUGUGUACCGUGUGUACGUUUCCACCUUCCUGGGUUUUGGAGGAAAUGCUGCACGCCAGAAAUAUGAGCAGAGCCUCGUCAAAAGCACCACAACUCGAAAUAAGCUGUUUGGUCAGCGUAUCGGCGAGACGGCAGACUCCCCCCUCCUGGACCCCUGUCUUCCCACAGACCUGCAGGACCAGAUCGGCACCCAUGAACAGAAACUUCAUGUGCUAGGCACAGGCGACUUUGACCAGUGCAGACACGUGCUUCAACCCUUCCUCAACCGCACCAAUGAGACUCAAACAUCUCUGAGCGGCAUCUUCCAGCCGGCAAUUGACUAUAGCAACAGCCAGUUCUAUGGCUUCUCUGAGUUCUACUACUGCACAGAGGACGUGCUGCGCAUGGGUGGAGACUAUAACGCAUCCAAAUAUGCCCAGGCUGCCAAAAGUUACUGUGCCACCCAGUGGAAGACUCUGAGGGAGUGCUUUGACUCUGGUUUGUACGCUUCCCACGCUGAUCUCCAUAGACUCCAGUACCAGUGUUUUAAAUCUGCAUGGAUGUAUGAAGUAUUACACUCGGGCUUCUCUUUCCCUCCUGACUACAAAAACCUGAAAACUGCAUUUUUGGUAUAUGAUAAGGAAGUCCAGUGGACUCUUGGAGCUAUUCUCUUCCGAACACGCUUUCUUCCUUUGAGGGACAUCCAGCAAGAAAGUCUCAAAGGAGUGCACUCCCACUGGCGGCAUAGCUUCUCAGUUGUCAACAAUCUCUACUUAUUGCUGGUCUGUUUCUUCAUUGUCGUUUUGUCUAUCAUCUUGUACGUGCUGCGACUUCGCCGAAUCCAUCGGCGCUCCGCGCAGCGUUGCUCCCCUUCUUCUGUGCCGUGGCUGGAAGAUGGCCUGGGAUCACCAACACUCCCAAUAAACCUAUAAACUCUUGUUCAAGAGCCUCGCCAUAUUGUACAAAAGGUGUCUCGGACAGGAAGUGUGACUGAGCUGCAAAAAUGUGUUUGUUAUUGUGUUCAUGUCAUGUCAGAUACCUGCCAAAUAAAAUGGUCCUAUUUUCCUACAGAAGAAACAAUACUACCCAGAAAAGUUGGACAAAUUGUUUUUUUGUUUUUUUUAAAUUUAUGUGGGCAUUCGCCUCUUUCUGCCUUUUUACAAAGCAUGUUUUUGUUACUUUUAAUAUGUACUUAAUUACACACCUAUCCAUCUUUAAGUGGCAGGAGCACUGGAAUUCAUAUGACAAUUGUUAAUACUGCUUGUGCUGGUACUGUUUGUGUGCAUGAGUGCGUGUUGAAUACGUGUGCAACAGAAGUUGAUGCUAUACAAUAGAUGUCUUGUCACUGUUUCACUCCUUCGAAACACUCUUAUCGAAUAGACCUGAUUUUCUUAUGUCUCGUUAUGUACUCUGAGCAUGGGAAGCUGGUGCGGCUAUUUAAGUUGGGCUUCAUUUUUCGAAGUUGUCAUAUGACUCGAGAAGAUUGGUAAUGAGCGAAUGCAACAUGUUAUGUAUUCACAAUUAGUGUAGUGAAAUGUUUGUCUCAUUGAAAUAUGCUAAUAAAGGUUUGUGGUUUAUGAGUA
Messenger RNA from Phyllopteryx taeniolatus (common seadragon), 2769 nucleotides. RefSeq names its product ectonucleoside triphosphate diphosphohydrolase 4 (gene entpd4). Gene Ontology annotation, molecular function: nucleoside diphosphate phosphatase activity. Gene Ontology annotation, biological process: nucleoside diphosphate catabolic process. NCBI's taxonomy places the organism in Eukaryota, Metazoa, Chordata, Actinopteri, Syngnathiformes, Syngnathidae. Gene Ontology annotation, cellular component: membrane. Bases 262 to 2118 code for a protein of 618 amino acids. The record is from RefSeq and is a predicted model, not a curated record. The transcript is spliced from 13 exons.